Messenger RNA from Boeremia exigua, 603 nucleotides. RefSeq lists its product as uncharacterized. The transcript has a single exon. Lineage: Eukaryota; Fungi; Ascomycota; Dothideomycetes; Pleosporales; Didymellaceae. Bases 1 to 603 code for a protein of 200 amino acids. The record is from RefSeq and is a predicted model, not a curated record.
AUGCCUUCAAAAGUCCUCCGUUUUUCGAACCUAUUCAGCGGAACAAGACCAAACACGGUCUACGCACAAUUUUCUGACCAGAAGCAUCGCGAGAAUAUUGUGGAAAUUUACACCCAUGCCAAUCACAGGUCGCAUGCGUGGGUAAUCUUUUCUGUAGACGUUUCGCCGGGGGAACACGAGCAGCGGUGCUUGAAUGGAACCGAACAGAAGUACUACGCAUACGAGUCCAAUCAUGAAGAAAUUCCGUUUGACAUCACUUCUCACUCAAGCAAGAUCAAUCGGUACACCACUUUCGUUGCAGAGAAAAAAAAGGAAGCGAAGACAUCCACGCUCGUAAUUACUGGGCUUACUUCAUCAAAUUGGUCUACACAUCUUGACGAGAUCUUGUCGUUCGAGUCCGCGUAUCGUGCGAAAGAUACGGCUGGCAACAUCACGGUUCAAUUUCGCGACAUGGAGCGUGCCGAAACGAUGUGGGAGAGCAUCAAGGAGACAGGCAUGCACAAGAUAUACCACGUCACUGCUCGGUUCGUGCAUGAUGUCUACAGCGAGGAGGAAGUCAAACAGAUGUAUGGCGACGAUUCCGACGAAGAGGUUGUCAUUUAA